CAAUGGUCAAGAUAAUUUCGGACUUGUGAGCAGUCAGGGAUGAAAACUACGUUUAUCCUCAUGCUCGCUUUCAUUUAUGCCACUUCGGCUCAAAAUGAGACCAACUCAACUGAAGCCCCACAGAGAAGUACGGCUGUGCGCCCUCGUACUACGAAUCGCACCAUUAGGUAUGGGAUACACUUUGAUGGAAAUGGAUGUAUGUACAAAGUUCUCGGAUCUGGAAAUGCAUUAUUCCCCGUGAGCUGCCACACCUGGUGUCCGGAUGGUAUUUUCUAUAUGCUUCCAAACCUUACCCCCUGUCUCCAGGUCGCUGACAAUUUUGCUGAGAGAAGCUUAAGGCCUGGUGUAACACAGUGCAUCAGAGGUGUUUGUAUUCAUGGAGUAUGUACCAGUGUUCGUCGUCGAAUGAGCUGUCAUGUACCACAGGUCAGAAAGCACUGCUGGGAUGAAUACGGAAACUAUUAUCUCAUGCGACGUUAGGCUCUUCUUUCGUCAAUUCUGUUAACCAAACCUUGCAGUGUACAUGUUCAAUAAACUGAAUGGCUGGAAAA
Rhipicephalus sanguineus (brown dog tick) is the source of this 551-nucleotide messenger RNA. RefSeq lists its product as uncharacterized. The transcript has 7 exons. Gene Ontology annotation, molecular function: C-C chemokine binding. The record is from RefSeq and is a predicted model, not a curated record. The coding region runs from base 40 to 480 and encodes 146 amino acids. Gene Ontology annotation, biological process: negative regulation of chemokine activity. Lineage: Eukaryota; Metazoa; Arthropoda; Arachnida; Ixodida; Ixodidae.